GAAGCCGGCAAUGUCGAGCCGAGCUUGGAAGCGGUCCUCGUCCUCGUCCUCGUCCUCCCACCCUCCCGCGCAUCCCCUCGACCUCCUAAUUUAACCCCGCACACCGCCUCCCCGGUUCCCGCGUCCCCCCUUUACCCUCCCCUCCUCCUGGCGAUUCCACUCCCAUCCGUCGCCCACCAGGAGGAAGGCCCGCUAGGAGGGGGGAUCGGCGCUCCAUUGCCGCGUGCUUGCUUGCGUGCGUGCGUUGCCCGCUUUUUUUUCCCUUGGUUCCCUGCCUUCUCGGAGGUUCGUUUGGAUUGGCGCCCGGGCCCCCUCCAUCGACGUGCCGCCGCGUUUCUUCUUGAUUUGGAUUUUGGCCUCCGGUGUGGUGUGGUGUGGGUUGGUUGCCUCGGCUGUUCUUGAUUCGGUCGGAAGAUGAUGAAAUGGGGCAUCGGCGGCGGCAGCAGCGGGACGCCGGCGGAUUCGUAUUACGAGGUCCGGUCGGAUUGCACGGACGAUGUGCCCAAGAGCAAAUUCAAGAUCAAGGCAGGAAAAACAUUGAGUGUCCGGAAAUGGCAAGCUGCAUUUAGUGCUGAUGGUUGUCUUGAUAUUGCCUCAGUCCUAAGCCGGAUACAAAAAGGAGGUGUACAUCCAACAGUAAGGGGAGAGGUUUGGGAGUUUUUACUUGGAUGUUUUGAUCCCAGGAGUACCUUUGAUGAGAGGGAGGAAAUCAGGCAAAUAAGAAGACUACAAUAUGCUAGAUGGAAGGAAGAUUGCCGAGAGAUGGAUUCUCAUGUUGGCAGCGGUAAAGUGAUCACAGCACCACUUAUCACUGAAGAUGGUAGACCCAUUAAAGAUCCUUUGGUUUUACUUGAGGCUACAUCCCAAAACACUUCAGACAGUACUUCCACAAGCAGCAAAAAUGCAAUUGAAGUAGAUGAUUCUGCAACCCGUAUUACAGAUAAGCACAUUAUUGACUGGAAGCUUACUUUGCAUCAAAUCGGACUUGAUGUGCUACGUACAGACCGCACCAUGGUAUUCUAUGAGAACAAAGAAAAUCUUUCCAAGUUGUGGGAUAUUCUAGCUGUGUAUGCUUGGAUUGACAAAGAUGUUGGUUACUGUCAAGGAAUGAGUGAUUUAUGCUCGCCAAUGAUUGUGCUACUCAACGAUGAAGCAGAUGCCUUUUGGUGCUUUGAGAAAUUGAUGCGCAGAUUGCGAGGAAAUUUCAAAUGUACGGAUCAAUCUGUGGGGGUGGCCAAUCAACUUCAGUACCUUGCAUCUAUUAUUCAGGUGCUUGACCCAAAGCUACAUGACCACCUAGAAACACUUGGUGGAGGUGACUACCUUUUCGCAUUUCGUAUGUUCAUGGUGCUGUUUCGGCGUGAAGUGUCAUUUGGGGACUCCUUGUAUCUUUGGGAGAUGAUGUGGGCCCUGGAAUAUGAUCCUGACAUCUUCUUUGCCGCUUGUGAAGAAGCAAGUUCUCACAAAAGUAAAAUAUCUAAAUCAAAAUUGAGAGGGGUCCGCCAUUUUACCAAGCGGGAUAAAGAUAAAGAUAAUACGAAAAAUGGAGCUGAAGAUACUGAAGGUCCAGUUCCAAUUUCAGUUUUCAUGGUUGCAAGUGUUCUCAAGGAAAAAAGAGAAAAGCUAUUACAGGAAGCUAGAGGACUGGAUGAUCUUAUUAGGAUUCUGAAUGAUGUAAAUGGAAAUUUGGAUGCUAAAAAGGCUUGUGCUGGUGCUCUGAAGCUUCAUAAGAAAUACCUGAAAAAAGUACAGGCAAAGAAACCCCAAACUGUACUAUUUAAUCUCACUGGGUGAUUCAUUACCAUGUGGACAAUACAAAACUAUACUUGACAGAAAAAAAAUGGUGAGUUCCAAGUUCUGAAAUGUAGUCGCCAUCGAUCGGAAAUUGGCCUGGACUAGACUGGCUUGUGAAGUUACCAGCUAGUCCGUCCGAUAUUA
Molecule: messenger RNA, 1938 nt
Organism: Oryza brachyantha (malo sina)
Lineage: Eukaryota; Viridiplantae; Streptophyta; Magnoliopsida; Poales; Poaceae
Product: rab GTPase-activating protein 22
Exons: 11
Coding region: 415-1794 (459 amino acids)
Biological process (GO): activation of GTPase activity
Molecular function (GO): GTPase activator activity
Source: RefSeq, a predicted model, not a curated record